This is a messenger RNA of Porites evermanni, 834 nucleotides long. The record is from the annotation of a GenBank genome assembly. Lineage: Eukaryota; Metazoa; Cnidaria; Anthozoa; Scleractinia; Poritidae.
AUGGAAUUACAGCCUUUUGGUGAUGAACAAUUGAAUUUCUUAAAGUUCGCGUCCUUGGUGUUAGAUGAAUUCCCAAAAGCCUUACGGCAGGCGUUCAAAACCAUGUGGGACAAAAAGUAUGGACAUCGCCCUGGUUUACAGCUUUGGGACGAUUCCACCAUUGUGAGAAACAUGUUUUACAUUGAGGAGGCGAAAAGUGGCAAGAAGAUUGAAGUUCCCGUCCACCAGUCUUACGAUGAAUGGGAUUGUACCAGCCUUUUCCAGGCCACCAUAUUUGCUCGAUGCUUUGCCUCAAAAGGAAGCACCCUCAAAGUUUUGUAUGCAAAGCCCCUAGCUUAUGGUAGUUUCCAUGCCUCUGUGAUAAGCUCUGGCGGAAACAAUGAGGAGACAUUUGCGCUUUCGAUUGAUCAGCUUCGUCUUCUUAGGAAUUCGCUUUGUCACUCAACCAGAUCUAAGAUGGACAAAGCGACCUUUGACCAACGCAUGAAUUACGCAAAAGAUGCGUUCCACGGCCUUGGCGUCUCAACAGCUUUAAUCGAUGCUGUUAGGAGUUUGACGGAGGCGGAUUUUCCUACAAGCAAAGUUUGUCAAUUGGAAACCCGUAUAAAAGAAGAGACUGGGAAAUACAUCAAGUUUCUUGAGGAAGUAAGCUCAGAUUUGAUUGAGAUAAAGGCGUUGUUAAGCGCUAUCAAGCGAACAGUUGGAAGUGCUGCUAAUAAAGAAGACAUCGCUAGGUUAGAGCAGAAGAUUGCAAAGCUGCAAGAAUCGCAAGAUGAAGGUGACGCUAAACCGACGGCUACAGGUAGCAUCUCAUGUUCAUUUCUUCACUGGUGA